Caenorhabditis elegans is the source of this 1434-nucleotide messenger RNA. It is a transcript of the gene acc-2, whose product is annotated as Acetylcholine-gated chloride channel subunit acc-2. Bases 12 to 1349 code for a protein of 445 amino acids. Gene Ontology annotation, cellular component: membrane; plasma membrane; postsynapse. The record is from RefSeq and is marked reviewed. The transcript has 11 exons. Lineage: Eukaryota; Metazoa; Nematoda; Chromadorea; Rhabditida; Rhabditidae. Gene Ontology annotation, molecular function: extracellular ligand-gated monoatomic ion channel activity; monoatomic ion channel activity; transmembrane signaling receptor activity. Gene Ontology annotation, biological process: monoatomic ion transmembrane transport; monoatomic ion transport; excitatory postsynaptic potential.
UUAAUUUUCAGAUGAUAUUUACUCUUUUAUCAACACUGCCUGUACUUAUCAUCACAACAGAACUUGACUAUUCGGAACUUGUUCAUUCAGCAGAACUGGUAUCAUCCUCAUCAUAUAUUCAUCACAAAACGAAUAAAAAACCUGACAAUUGCACAAGAGACACUGAUAUCAUAGAUCGACUUCUCAAUGGAACUGGAUAUAACAAGUUUCGUAUUCCACAAGAAGAAGGGAUGACUGUAGUUGUCGAAAUUUGGAUUCAAGCUAUCACUUCAAUUGAUGAACUUACAAAUGAUUUUGAUAUGGACAUUUAUAUCACUGAAACGUGGCUGGAUCCAGCGUUAAAUUUUCAGACAAUGACUCCCUGUAAAGGUAAUCUAUCACUAAACCACCAAGUACUAGAUCGUCUCUGGACACCAAAUAGUUGCUUCAUAAACAGUAAAGUUGCUCAGAUUCAUAAUUCUCCAUUCAGAAGUGUUUUCUUGAUGCUUUUCCCGAAUGGAACAGUAAUGGUCAACUAUCGAGUUCGUGUUAAAGGACCUUGCAGCUUGGAUUUAUCAAAUUUUCCAUUAGAUCUUCAGAAGUGCAGCUUAAUAUAUGAAAGUUUCAACUACAAUAGGCAAGAAGUGGAAAUGAGAUGGUCAGAUGCUGAACAUCCAGUCUUCAAUUUAUCAAAAAUUAUGCUUCCCGACUUUGAUCUAUUUGAAAUUCAAACAGAAAGGAGGCAGGAGCCAUAUCCAGCUGGAAUGUGGGACGAGCUUCAUGUUACAAUAAUAUUUGAGAGACGGUUUAUUUGGUAUUUCAUGCAGGCAUAUCUACCAACAUAUUUGACCAUUUUUAUAAGCUGGAUAUCAUUCUCCCUCGGCUCACGUGCAAUUCCUGCUCGUACAAUGCUCGGAGUUAAUAGCCUUUUGGCAAUUGUUUUCUCAUUUGGAAAUAUUAUGAGGAAUCUGCCACGGGUUUCAUAUAUCAAAGGAAUUGAUGUUUGGAUGCUUGUAUCAAUGACAUUCAUUUUCUGUUCAUUGCUUGAACUUGCUAUUGUUGGUUUUAUGGUUCGAGAUGAAACUGUAGCGAAGAAAAAGCAACAGAAGAAAAUUUCAGGGAAUAUUUCCCGAGAAGAAUCUCCACAUGGAAUUAUAUCAGAGCGUCGUUUUAUGUUCCCACCGGGUUGCUCUGAAUCUUCAAAAUCUUUGAGCUCAUGCACAAGUGGUUGGACUCCGGAACGAAUUGACUCAAUUUCCAGUGUCAUGUUCCCAUUUUCAUUUUUCGUUUUUAAUAUCAUCUACUGGUUCUACUACAUUCACAGAAAAGAAAUCAUCAAGCAGAACUUGAUCAAUCGAGUUGACGGAUAAAUUCUGAUUUUUAGUUAAAUUUCAUGUAAUCUUUUUUGUUUCCUGUCUAUGAAGUGAGAAGUAAAAUUAAUUUAAAAAUAUUAUA